Messenger RNA from Suricata suricatta (meerkat), 1454 nucleotides. Its product is annotated as membrane cofactor protein-like. NCBI's taxonomy places the organism in Eukaryota, Metazoa, Chordata, Mammalia, Carnivora, Herpestidae. Gene Ontology annotation, biological process: negative regulation of complement activation, classical pathway. Gene Ontology annotation, cellular component: cell surface. The coding region runs from base 235 to 1239 and encodes 334 amino acids. The transcript has 9 exons. The record is from RefSeq and is a predicted model, not a curated record.
UCCAGCGGCCCGCCCGCCGGGCGGGGCGAUCCCGGUCUAACCGGACCUACACGCAGGCCCCGCCUCCAGCCCCCGACUGCCCCCGCCCACUUCCGCCCAAGCACCAGCCAGGCCACGCCCCCGCGCCUGGGCGCCUGACACCUGGGUACCAGGGGGAUUGUUGCGUCUGGUACCCCGACUCCAGAGGUCUCUCCUCUGCCUGCUCUCAGGUUCCCUCAGAUAUCCAGGAGGAGGAUGGCGUCCUGCGCGCGGCGCCCUUGCCGUCCCUGCCUCCCCGAGAAGAGCUUUCCUUGCCGCUUGGUCGGGAUUCUAUUGGUAGCCCCAGUGCUCCUGCUCUCUCUAAACUCUGAUGCCUGUGGCGACCCACCAAAAUUUGAAACUAUGAAGCUCAAGGGUACCCCUAAAAAGUAUUAUGAAGUUGGGGAGAGAAUAUAUUAUGAGUGUCAUAAAGGAUACUUCACCGUGUUUCCUGUCAUGGCUUAUUGUGAGCAUAAUCACUCAUGGUACCCUCUCCAGGAAGCUUGUAUGAAAAAAGAAUGUCAGAGGCUAGCUCUCCUAAAUGGUGAAGUUGUUGCCCCAAAUAAAACCUUUUCAUUUGAUCAUGAAGCUCACUUUUAUUGUGAUGAGGGUUAUUACUUAUUUGGACCCCAAGUUAUAGUUUGUAAACUUCGUGGAAAUGACGUGUAUUGGAGUGACAACCCCCCAGAAUGUAAAAAGAUUUACUGCCAACCACCUGCAGCAAUAAUAAACGGAAAAUACAGCAACAGCCACAGAACUAUAUUUGAAUAUAAUGAAUUAAUAACUUUUAGUUGUAACCCUUCACAAGGACCGGACGAAUUUUCACUUGUUGGAGACAGCAAACUUAUUUGUGUUGGGAAUAACAGGUGGAGUAAUGACCCUCCUCAGUGUAAAGUGGUCAGAUGUGAACAUCCAGUACUUUUGAAUGGAAGACUGGUAUCAGGAGACAGAGAAAAAUAUUCCUACCGAGCAGUGGUUCUAUUUGAGUGCCUCCCAGGUUUCUAUCUAAAUGGCAGCAACCCAGUGUUCUGUGGUGAGAAAAAUACUUGGGAACCUGAUAUGCCGACGUGUAUUAAAGGUUUCAAGCCUACUCAUCCAACCAAACCUCCAGUUUCACAGUAUCCAGGUUAUCCCGAGCCCAAGGAAUUCCCAUUAUUAGAAGAAUUUGAGGAAUUAGACGCAGGCAUCAUUGCUGUGAUUAUUGUUACUCUCCGUAAGUAGCCCAAACGUCAAUGCCACUUAAAUCAAAAUAUUACUGCGAGGAAGUGCAUUAUUUUUUAAAUGACUUUUUAGUUUCUAUAGUUUUUACAGCUUGAAAUGAAGUACACCAGGCUAGAACAGUCUGACCUUGUAUGUGAUAGUAUACAUUUUGCUGAUGAAUGUAUAUCCGUUUAUAGUCUACAUGUCCACUUAGUAACACACCCUAAAUACUCGAU